GAGGAGACGGACGCAAGUGCAGAAUAAACAACCAGGAUAUUUAAUAAAGAACAGUGUUAAACUGCUGAAAGAGGUGAAGCACAAGCCAUCCAGAAGAAUCUCCUGAAAACGCAGAAAUUGUUUGCUACAUUUCACAGACAGAUGGAGCCAAGUCCCAACAUGGAGAAACAUCAGCACUCUGUCAAGAGUUUUACUAAACAGAGUGAUCUCAAAAAACACCAGCGCAUUCACACAGGAGAGAAACCGUAUUACUGUUUCGACUGUGGGAAGAGUUUUACUAAACAGAGUAAUCUCAAAAAACACCAGCGCAUUCACACAGGAGAGAAACCGUAUCACUGCUCAGACUGUGGGAAGAGUUUUAAUCAACAGAGUGAUCUCAAAAAACACCAGCGCAUUCACACAGGAGAGAAACCGUAUCACAGUUCAGACUGUGGAAAGAGUUUUACUAAACAGAGUAAUCUCAAACUGCAUCAGCGCAUUCACACAGGAGAGAAACCGUAUUACUGUUUCGACUGUGGGAAGAGUUUUACUGAACAGAGUGAUCUCAAAAAACACCAGCGCAUUCACACAGGAGAGAAACCGUAUCACUGCUCAGACUGUGGGAAGAGUUUUACUCAACAGAGUAAUCUCAAAAUACACCAGCGCAUUCACACAGGAGAGAAACCAUAUCACUGUUCAGACUGUGGGAAGAGUUUCACUUUACAGAGUGAACUUAUAUUACAUCAGUGCAUUCACAAAAGAUAGAAAAGUAUCCCAAAUCUGUUCCUCUGCCAUAAAAAAUGCAAACCUUAAAUCUUUCAGACAGCCAAAAACACCUCAUCAUGCACAAAAUCUUCACUCUGUUACAAGAACUUCAUUUAAAAAUGGCUUUUUACAGGUUCAGAAAAAUGAAUCUUAUCCAGAGAUGAUGUUUACUGAAUUUCAUGCUGUGUUUUUAUGUUUGUUUGUAUACCUACAUUAGUUAAUGCCUGCAGAGCUCUUCAACACUUAGUGUUGUGUUUUAACCCUUAUGCCCUCCUCGGGCAUUUUUGUACAUUUUUUUCAACUUUUUUUUUUCAUUUGGUGAUCAUUUUGGCUAUGUUGCAGCUAGUGGCAUGAAUUUUUGCAGAAAAUCUGCUUUUUCAUUAAAUUUUUGAAAUCUAUUGUCUUUUACUCUUACACGUCAUUCAUACUCUCUGGAUGCAUUUUGCACCCUCUGGACACCUUCGUGGCAAAAAUGUACACGCACCAAAAAACUGCUCUUAAAUCAUUAUACAUCAAUAUUUUUUUUUGCUUUUUUUUCAUAAAUCACUUAAUCAAUUUCAGACCUACUCAAAACUACCAAACAUUAAAUAAUUUUCAGAAUUUUAACCCUUUAAAUGACAGUUUAAUUAUUUGAAUUAUUGCAUUUUGUUUUGCAAAAAAACACGAAAAAUGUAUUAUUUUCCAUAAAACAAACAGUGGACAGAUGGGGAAUUGGUGGUAAUUACAGUCUUGGAUAUGUCAAAGAUUAGCAACAAAAUUGUUUUGAUUGCAUUAUUAUUUUUUAUGUAGUGCCAGAUUUCAAAUUUUGCACCCUCUGGACACCUUCGUGGCAAAAAUGUACACGCACAAAAUCAGCAAUAAAAUCCUCAUAUUUCAAUA
This is a messenger RNA of Astyanax mexicanus (Mexican tetra), 1623 nucleotides long. Its product is annotated as gastrula zinc finger protein XlCGF49.1-like. Gene Ontology annotation, cellular component: nucleus. The transcript is spliced from 3 exons. NCBI's taxonomy places the organism in Eukaryota, Metazoa, Chordata, Actinopteri, Characiformes, Acestrorhamphidae. Gene Ontology annotation, biological process: regulation of transcription by RNA polymerase II. Bases 142 to 744 code for a protein of 200 amino acids. Gene Ontology annotation, molecular function: DNA-binding transcription factor activity, RNA polymerase II-specific; RNA polymerase II cis-regulatory region sequence-specific DNA binding. The record is from RefSeq and is a predicted model, not a curated record.